CACGCGUUGCAUUGUUGUUUAAAUUUUGAUUCUGCACAUUUAAGAUGUUUCCACAAAGAAGCUCGGUAACAUAUCGCACACCCACCUCCCACCAGCCACCACCGGCCAUUGAAUUGGCCAACAAUGUGGACUAUCCCAAUCUCAAUGUUGCGGAUAUGAAUGCCCGGCUGGAGAACCUGUCACCCAGACUGCUCGACUGCUUCGACAGCAUUACAAUGAAUGAACAGCAGCAUUUUGCAUUGGCCACAAACCAUCGAGAGGGUAGCCAAUGGUGGGGCAUGCUCUUCGGCUACAAUCAAACGGACCACAUGACCGUUGACAAUGCGGACUUCAAGUUGCAAUGCGACUCGACUGUGAACAUUCUACGCUAUGCUGAUAACAAUAUACUGCUCGUAGCGUUGGGUGAUACGCGGCUGCAGGCCUGGUCGACAUAUUCCACGGUGCGCAAUCCAGAGACGCCAUAUUGUCUGUUUCUCAUUGGCGAAAGUGACGCACACAAGGCGCCCAUUAAUCAGCUCAGCGUGAUCAAAUCUCAGCCACAGCACGCAGUGACCACCUGCCUGGAUAAUGCGCUCAAUGUCUGGGAUAUUUCUGGCGCCGAUUUAUGCAGCACGUAUCGUGCGCGUUGCGCUCAUAACUCGAAAAUAACAGGAUUGGCUACUUCAGCCACAGCUGCUAGCCAAUUGGUCACCUGUGAUCGCGGUGGCUGUGCACGCUUGUGGGACAUACGUGCUUCAUCGCCCACCUCCAUGUGUCUCUAUGAUGAUAAGACGCAUUUGCUUAGCUUCACCUGUGCCGCUUGGGCAGCGCCCACUGAGCUCCAAGGCGACAAUUAUGUCCAUCUGGGGGACUAUGAUGGCAAUGUCCAUACGCUGGAUAUACGAGUGCCACGCAAGCUUCAACAAACUAUAUCCUAUUUCGAUGAGGCUCAUGUCUCACAGCUGCUAGUGAAUGGCUCCCAUCUGGCGGUCAUGAGCAAUCUGCCAGCUGGAGUAAAGAUAGCCAAGGUGACAGAGGCACAUGAUGUUAUCUACACCAAUGAGAAUACGCACGACCGUCUCACGGAUGCCAUUUGGCGAGAUGAUCACACGCUGCUGACCAUUGGCCAUGGACGAAAAAUGGCAACACAUAAGAUAUAGACGAUAGCUUUUGAA
Messenger RNA from Drosophila arizonae, 1154 nucleotides. RefSeq names its product valois (gene vls). Lineage: Eukaryota; Metazoa; Arthropoda; Insecta; Diptera; Drosophilidae. Gene Ontology annotation, biological process: oocyte axis specification. The record is from RefSeq and is a predicted model, not a curated record. Gene Ontology annotation, molecular function: protein binding. Gene Ontology annotation, cellular component: methylosome.